CAGCGUGUGACUUUUACAAAGCGCUUCCUGCUGUCCGAGGUAGCAUUCCUCCUGGACUGACUACAAGGCAGCUUCUCUCAGGUUCUGGUGAGAGCUAUGAUUUAUCAAGGUGUAUACAGAACUCCCUCUCUGUGGUGCAGGUUACACUCUACCUAUGUUAGAAAAAUGCGAUACUUGUUUGAGCUAAAGGAAGAUGAUGGGAUCUGUAGGCAAGCCCAAAACUCAGGAACAUUCUACCUCUUUCACAAUCUCUCUCCAUUCGUUAAGAAAGUCGGGAGCAAGUACUUGGCACCACAGAUAAGUGUAGCAGAAAUGAAAAGCAUGCUGGGGAAGUUCAAACAGAAUGAACAGAUGAUAGAGGACUCGGUGCUGAUUGGCUGUUCAGAUGAAUGCAUGGCAUACUUUGCCCUGGAUCUAGGAUCUUUGGAGAAAUCUGUCAUUGAAUCUGAAUUGAGUGGGUCAUUUACCGAAUUACGGAAGGCUUUCUUUCAACUAGAUGGGAAAGAUGCACCCUUGUUGUCCUCGGCUCAGGCUCUUCUUCGUUGGCAUGACACCCAUCAGUACUGUAGCAAAACUGGGCAGCCUACCCAGAAGAACCUAGCUGGCAGCAAGCGUGUUUGCCGUACCAAUGGAAUAAUUUAUUAUCCACAGAUGUCCCCAGUGGUUAUCACUUUGGUGUCUGAUGGGAGCCGGUGCCUUCUUGCCCGACAGGCGUCAUUCCCAAAGGGGAUGUACAGUGCUCUGGCAGGCUUCUGUGAUGUGGGUGAGACUCUGGAGGAGACAGUCCGACGGGAGGUAGCAGAAGAGGUGGGAUUGGAGGUGGAGUCUCUGUGGUAUUCUGCUUCUCAGCACUGGCCCUUUCCCAACAGCUCCCUAAUGAUAGCUUGUCAUGCCAUGGUGCAGCCACAACAGACCAAGAUCAGUGUGAACAAACUGGAGUUGGAAGCAGCCGGCUGGUUCAGCCUGGAGGAGAUAGUGGAAGCACUCGGCCGGGAGCCUAACCCUUUGAAACAAGAGGAUGGCAGCUUUUCACUUUUUCUGCCACCCAAGUGGGCCAUAGCCCACCAACUGAUUCAGGAGUGGGUUAAGCUGCAGGCUUCCUUGCCUGCUUAGGCACAGUCUAUCACACCUUUAUUUUAGCAGGUAAAAACAAGUGAGGACAAGUUCUCAUAGUGAUGACCCAGCCAGAAUGGCUCAUAAACCAUCUUAUAUUCAAGUACACCUAGGGCCACAGAUGCAUAUUUGGAUAAAUCCCAACAACUCUGGUACACAAAGAACCAUCAAUUAGAUACAAUACUGUAAGUUUCAGUAAAUCUUAAAAAAACAAAACCAAAAGCCCAAAGCACUAGAUGUUACCAAACCAGCUACAAGCCUGAAUCAUAGACCUCAGAAUGGUCAAACCCUACUACAUGCGUUUCCUAGAUGCCCCUUAGAAUAAAGGAUUCCACUCAUUUCCCUCUAUUUUACCCCCUCAGACAUCUCUGAUGUCACACAAUAGAGCUUCACUCUUUUUGACAGAGGACUAGGUGGGAUUCCAUUUAGGAUCUCUCAGUGUUGGUCCUAGUGCUUCUCUUGUGUUUUUUGAUCAAGUGUGAGAAUAGUGAAAGUGCAAAUUUCAUUGUUUCCUCCUUCCAUUGCUUCCCUGCCCCAUCGAGUCUCCCACUAUGCUCAUCUUCAUACAAAAAUACCCUUGAUUUCCUUUGCUGCUAAAGAGGUACAUUUGUUCAUAUUGGACUUAGCAGCUAAAGGUAUCACGCGGCCUUCCCUCAGUGCUGGGCACAUUGCCUCUACAGCUUUCCAUUCUCAGGGAGCAAGAUUUGGUGAUAAACAGCAGAGGAACAACACCUGCAUAAAGCUUUAACUUGCUUGAUAUUCUGGAAGAGCUGCCAUGACUCAAACAGUAAUAGAAAUCGCUGAGAGCCCAAGAAACACAUUUCUGCCUCAGUCCAUGGGAUAUCACUCUUAACUCCAUGCAUUGCUUAGCUACAGAGCAUUUCUGUGGAGCAGAAAGAGCCCAGUCACAAGGUUCAAGGGCUUGGCUAGAUGCUUGCUCCUCUUGUACUGGUGGAAUAGCAGGUUAUCACCCUCUGGGAGGCCCGCUGAAGCAUAGCUUUGGGCAGGCAGAGACUAAUAAUGGAGUUACCUGGAUUUCUGAUUUACUGGUAAUUAAACUGGAAGAAUUCAGGGUGGCUGUACCUUCUGCUUACUUGCUUGAGUUCCUGGGAAAAUGCACAGAUGCCCACAUUUUGAGGCUAUUAGUUUGGACACUUGGAGGGAGAAGUUCAUUUUUAAUCCUCACCAAUUGAUCCUGCUCCUGGCCAAACACUGCUAACUACUUAUUUUCUUUAGUCACACAUGUAACAGUCUGGCAUCCAGCUUUCUUUAAAAUGUAACUUACUGUAGCACUGCUGGUUUGUUCUUUAUCCUUUCUCUGCAUGUGUGAUGCCUGGGUUCUCUCUUUCUGGCUCUUCCUCUCCUCAUCCUCUCUUUUCCUUGCUGGAAUAAAGGGGAAUUAGGAAUGAGGUAGAGAAUGAGUGUAGAUCAGUCUUGUCUUCUCAUUCCCAUUUUCUAUUGUUUUCUAGCCUGCCUCUGCAACCUGUUUUUCUCAUGUGCACAACACUCUUCCAUACAUCAACUUCUCCAUCCCUCCUCCUGUACCCCUCUCUCUCACACCCUCACAAAUCUACUCAACCAUGACUACUGAUUAUGGAGAGGCAGAGCAAACUGUGAGUAGCUCAGGGCAGCACAAGGCAAUGACAAGAAGAAAAGGAGUGGCUCAGACAGAUGAGAUGAGAAACUCAUAAUUGCAGUGUAGUCCACAUGUCAAAACUUAAAAGGAAAAAAGUGUUUCGGUAUGUCAAAGAAAUGUGGAAAUUUUUUGCAACUUCUGCAUCCUGUGGGAUUUAUUUUUAGGACAAAACAGGGUGUGUACCUCUUCAUUAUCUUUCUCCAAGUUUUAUAAAUAUACAAUAUAUAUUUACCAUGUAUGUUUGUCAGUAAGCCGUAGAACGAUCUGGUAGAGACAUACAGCUAUCUUGAGAGUAUGCUGCGUGCGAGGCCUCUUAAGUACUGAGAAUGCAUCAGUGUGUUGCUCUGUUAAGUUUUUACAAUUAAUACUUCCAAAUGAAUUUUAAUUAGGAGCAUAAACACACAAAGUCCAUUUUUCAAAGUCACUAAAGAAUGUUUACAUUUACACAAAUGCCACAGCAAUCUUUAGCUUCAAACAGCUUUACAUCUUGUUGCCUCUCAGCCUUUUCAACCUUUGUCUCUUCUACUCUGCUGCCAAGGACUAUUUAGUGGGACUUCCUUUGGGUGACCACCAAACACAGCAAUCUAAAAAAUCAGCACUGCUUCCUCCACCCUUCUAACAAAGAUGAGGGGAGAAGCCCAGCUGGGGGAGGAGCUGCUGUCAUCCCCCAUCUCCACAGUGUUUGAUGCUGAAGUUGCCCUGUGCUCUCUAGAGUCCAGGCUGCUCCUCUCUGACCAGCUGGCCUUUCAGCUCCGGUUGGGGUUCCUGUAGUGCAGGCCUCCCACUCUCAAAUCUGGGACUUCUUCAGCCACAUAUGUCAUUGAACACAUUUGACUACCUGGAUUUGUUUUGCUCUCUGCCAGUCCAAAGCCAAAAAACAAAACAACCUCCCCCCUCCCCACCUUUCUUAAUUUUCAAAAAGGAAGACUCUGGCAAGCCCCACUCCAGCCACAGAGGAUUCACACUUGAUCUAAAAGUACUGAUGAUGCAGUGGGACUUGGGAGAAACUGCAUGCACAGACAGGUAGAUAAAGCGCUGAGGUGCUCAUUUUCCCUUCCACUGCUGCAGGAGAUCUCACAUUUGCUCCCAGUGAGUUAGGAAACUAAAUUACCACCUAACAUCUGAAUUACUUAAUUAUUAUCCAAGAUUAGACAUCUUAAUAGGAAUUAGAAUACUGUGGGCUGGCUAUGAUGCUGCUAGAAUGUGUGCUGCAUGAAGAGGAGUGAAGAUACAUUAUCUUCCUGCCUAAAAUAGCACACUUGCAGCUAAUUAAUCCAUUCAUGCUAAGAUCUGUCCCAGGCUUCAGGCCACAAGUAGGAAAAAGUUAAAUUGUCAGAAGUUCUACAUAAAUACUUCCACAACAGAAGCGGAUAUGCAACUGAACCAGGGAAUUUUAUCACAUCCAAAACUUUGACAGCAAAAGUUAAGAAACACUGUUCCUCCCCACUUGGUUACCACACUGGGAUACUAUCAGACUCCACUCAUCAUAAAAUCCUAUUAUAAUUAAAAGCAAAAAUGUUUUAGUACAUUAUUCCAAAAGUCAGAAAGGCAAGAUGGCAAUGUUUAUUAAAGCAUUUAACUAAUCUUAUAUGCUGAAUUCUAAUGUGGGUAAUUGUACAACACCCUGAGAUAAGAGUUGAUAAAUAUAAAUGGUUGGAAUAAAUACAAUUCUUAAUGACAGGGAUUUAACUAAGACAGAUAAAAUCAAGACAUCAGCAGUAGGAGAGCCUAGAAGAAACUGCAGCAGUUUUGCUCUGUCUUUUACAUUUACCAUUAAUAAUUUAGGAUAUUUUUCACCUUGUCUCUGUACAGAUAGUCAAAUUCUGGCACUUACAGCAUCUUAUUAGAGAUCCAUAAAACUCUACAAAUGUGGGCAAACUAUUAAUUGUACAAAUGAGAAAACAGACACAGGCCAAGGUAUCUCAGCAAGGUUGUGGCAGAGCCUCAGCCAGUGACUUCACUGGAAGUAUGACAAUUUAAACCAUUUUAAAGAUUUUCUAACUUUCAACUCACCUGGUCUGGGAAGUGGACAGAUUGCCUCUCUUAUAACAGAGAUCUAAUUGGGAAAAGUUUUCAACUAGCAAUAAUCGCGCCUCGGAUUAACCUCAUAAGCUACGAUACUGCCACUGCGCAAAGGUGACUGGAAUACUGGUAUGACAUUCAACAUAAGCAGUACAGAAACCAGUUACUAAUCUCUUCUUUAGCAUCAAGAAAAUGGCAGAUUUUUUGUACUUU
This is a messenger RNA of Chelonoidis abingdonii (Abingdon island giant tortoise), 4984 nucleotides long. It is a transcript of the gene NUDT13, whose product is annotated as nudix hydrolase 13. The record is from RefSeq and is a predicted model, not a curated record. NCBI's taxonomy places the organism in Eukaryota, Metazoa, Chordata, Testudines, Testudinidae. Gene Ontology annotation, molecular function: hydrolase activity; metal ion binding.